CCGGCGCCUCCCACGGUGAGCUGCAGCCCGGACGUCAGUCGGUGGGGACCAGACCUCCUCCGCAGGUGGGCAGUGGAGCAGGCAUGGAUGGGAAGAAAUGCAGCGUGUGGAUGUUUUUACCCCUUGUUUUCACCCUGUUUACUUCAGCUGGACUCUGGAUAGUAUACUUCAUAGCUGUGGAAGAUAACAAAAUUUUCUCUUUAAAUGCACCCGAAAGGAAACCUGGUCAGAAACACGCACCCUAUAUAAGUAUUGCAGGUGAUGAACCUCCUGCAAGCUGUGUGUUUAGUCAAGUGAUGAACAUGGCAGCGUUUCUUGCCCUUGUGGUAGCAAUUCUCCGCUUCAUACAGUUGAAACCCAAAGUUUUGAACCCGUGGCUAAACGUGAGUGGCUUGGUGGCCCUGUGCCUGGCUUCCUUUGGAAUGACAUUACUCGGUAAUUUUCAGCUCACCAACGAUGAAGAAAUCCAUAAUGUGGGCACCUCCCUAACUUUUGGGUUUGGGACACUGGUUUGUUGGAUUCAGGCCGCUCUGACACUCAAAGUCAACAUCAAGAAUGAGGGUCGGAAGAUUGGGAUUCCCAGAGUGAUUCUAGCAGCAUCCAUAACUCUCUGUGUGGUCCUCUAUUUUAUUCUCAUGGCCCAAGAAAUCCACAUGCAUGCGGCCCGGAUUCAGUGGGGCCUAGUGAUGUGCUUUCUCUGUUACUUCGGCACCUUCGCCGUGGAGUUUCGACAUUACCGUUACGAGAUCGUCUGCUCCGAAUACCAGGAGAAUUUCCUGAGUUUCUCUGAAAGCCUAUCAGAAGCAUCUGAGUAUCAAACCGACCAGGUGUAAUUUGACUUCCUUUGACCUCGUUGGUGACAGUGGGAGAGGGGGUUAGCGACUGACACAGGCAAAGAAUGGCACAUACGACUUCAUGACACACACACACACACACACACACACCCCCGUCUGUUCACAGUUACUAUCACUAGAGGGUCCUCUUUUCAGGGUGGAUUGUUUCUUUAAAGGGGAAAAUAAAAGCACAAACCCCUAUAUGAAGACAUGGAUGGAAGCUCUUGCAUCUUUAAUACAACAGACCAAGAAGUUUGUGCAAGACCAUGUGUCUUUCCCCCUUUGCCUGUCCCCUUUUCCCAGCCCUCCCCACUCCCCUCUCCUCCUUGCCUAUUAUGACUUCACCAUUCACACCCUUUACUGUUAAGUAGGGUCACUCAAAAGGGGAAUGACAAAGCCACCAACUCCCUAAAUCUUGCUUCGGGUCUAAGGAGGAUUGGAACAAGCCACUCAAAGUCUUCAGUUCAGACCCGGAUGAUCUUCAUAAUGGAUGAUGGAUGGAAACGAUCCAAAGAACAGUGCCCAGGCGUAGGGGGGUUGGGGGAGGUGGGGGAGGGAAUUCCCCAAGCACUGAGCCCGUAUCUCAUCCACCACCCACUUCAUUGUGACAAAGAUGGGGCCAUGUGUGUUCCAAUGAAAAAUUGUGUUACAUAAUUUUAGAGAGAAAAUCUACUAGGAUGGAUUACAGAACUACCAUUCACAAGAAACAAGAUGAAGAUGUGGUUUCAUUUUUAAAUGUGCUUCCUAUAGUCUGUCCUGGACGAUAGCUUUUGUUUGCUUCUCUGCAUCCCCAAAAUUGCCUCUUUGUAUUACUUCGGAUCCCACGGACAGAAACGGAUCUUAAUAUACAGAUGUCUGCCUUGUAUUGGACCCAACCAUAAUGAGGUCAGAUUAUUAUCCGCUGAAGGCUUAAUUUACUGGGUGGGGUUUGUUUUUGUUUUGUUUUGUUUUGUUUUUCCAUUAGAAGAAGCUAAGAUGACAUAUAGGAAAAGAUAAGAGAAGGACCCAAAAAGAGCUGGAAGCUGUCUCAGACAAGCCAUUUAUGAAAAGGCAAACAUUAGGUUAUCUUAGCGCAAGAUUGAAAGCCAGAGAGUUCCACUCUUUCAAAGAAGCCCACGAAUGCCGAGACUCUGUUUCUUAUUCUUGGUGGCCCGGCAUCCCACAGACUUGUGGCUCCUGGAGUAUAGAGGCAGCCACAACUCAAACACAUCACCCAUCUAUGCCUGCCCUUUGUCCUAGAGAACCCCUGGUCAGCUCCUAGGAGCUGUGGGAUUUCACAGAACUACACUUUUAAAAACCAUUAUUUUGGAUCCAGUGAAGGAAACGUCAGGAAAAACCAUUAAAAAAUAAAACAAAAACCAAUGAAUGAGAUUUUUUAAGCAUGGUGGAACAACUGUCACCCAUAUGAGGUGCAGGAAUAAAGGUAAUUGUGAAUGGGGUAAAAAAUUAAUCUAGAGAAAAGUGAAUUUGGCUCCAAGUCAGCAAGCAUAAGCAGGAAAAAGUUCAAGCAAAGAAUAAUCUUUUUAUUAAAAGGGCAUCUACUUGUAAAUAGUCCAAGCCAAGGUAACAUUUAUUCUUUUUAAAAAGGAAAAAAAAAACCUGUUUUUGUUUUUAUCAUUUUUAUAUGGUAAAAUUUUAUCAAAGAAAAACAUGAGGGUUUGUGAUGAUUUCUUUUACUUUCCACAAGUAAAAACCAAGCUGCUGACUUUGGAUGGUGGGAUAUUGCUCUAUGCUCAUGGGAGUCUGUCUAAUGGUGCCCUCUGGCAAAGCUAAGCAAUUACCAAUAUCACACACAGGGUCAGGAAUGCUAAAUAAAGUGCUUUU
Molecule: messenger RNA, 2657 nt
Organism: Vombatus ursinus (common wombat)
Lineage: Eukaryota; Metazoa; Chordata; Mammalia; Diprotodontia; Vombatidae
Gene: TMEM150C
Product: transmembrane protein 150C
Exons: 8
Coding region: 84-833 (249 amino acids)
Source: RefSeq, a predicted model, not a curated record